UACUUGCAGAAUUUGAAGAGUAUUUAUAGCAGACUUCUUUUCAACAAAGUAGUCAAAAUUUUCUUCAAUCAAAUUCUCAAUUAUUGGGAGUUGAAGUUGUUGCAUCAACAAUAGAUAAACAAGCAGAAUGCACGACAAACCAAGCACUUGCAACUAAUAUUGGAGAGCAACCCAUAGAUACAAUCAGCUACAUUAGAGUUGAAGAGCAUGAAAAUGAAAUGAGAGUUUCUACAACAACUAACAAGGAAAGAGGGAAAAUACCAGUAAACCCUCUAGAAGUAAAGACAUUGGGGACACUAACAGAAAAUCUUCUUCGAGUAGCUUCUACUCAUGAAAUAUCACCUGGAAAUGAAAUGGUACAAGUUUAUGAAUACAGCAAAAUUAUACCAAGAGCAAACUUAUUGUCUGAGUUUGAAGAUUAUUUGCUAAGAAGUACAAGGGAGAAUGUGAUGAAAGGAAUAAAACAGGAUGGUAGACAAAUGGAAAUUGGUGAGUCAAGCAAUUCUGCCACAAGAAUUUCUGAAAAAAUAGUAAGGACAAUUGAAGAAAGCCAAGAAAAUAUUUUCACUUCAGCUCAAAGUCAAGAAAUAAGGAGGACAGGAAUUAGAAGACAAAAUGGUGCAAAUCCCUUUGAUGUUCCACAAAGAUCAACAAGAAAAAGACAAAGAGAAGCUAGCAACAAUGAUAAUGAAGUCCAUAAUAGAUUGAAUGUGGCCAACACAUCAACUGAUGAUGAUCCUUUGAACAAGGAGAUAAUUGAGGAUCUAAUAAAGAUGUUUGAUGAAUGCAACAAAUUAGUGCAAGUUUUUUGGAGAGCUAGAGAUACAUUGGUAGAAAAUGGAAUACCAGAAUUUCAGCUCAAAUUAUUAAGUGGUGGAGGACCUGGUGAUCAUCAAUAUUCUGCACCAGAAAUGGCAGAAACUGUUGGAUUAAUAAUUGGAGCUGAGGAAGAGAUUUUGCAGGGUCGAGAUGUGAUCAUUCAACAUAGGAAUGGUACUGUGAAAAGAAUUAAUUCAUCUUUUCCAUACUACAUGGCUUUACAGUAUUCUAUUUUAUUUCCCUAUGGUGAAGAAGGAUAUAGAAACAAUUUAUAUGAAGUUGAUGAGAAUGGGAAUCAAACAAAUGACAGGAUCUCAAUAUGUGAUUACUACAGAUAUUAUUUUCAGUUUAGAGUUAAUGAAUGGAACACAAUCAUGUAUGGUGGUAGAUUAUCUCAGCAAUUUGUUGUGUAUGUAUACUGUUGUGUUGAAGAACAGCGAUUACUAUAUCAUCGUCUCAACCAAAGUCAAUUGAGAAUAGAAUUUUACAAUGGUGUGGUGGAUGUAGUGAACAAAGGGGAUACAGAUGGUAAAAUAGUUGGGAAGAAAAUCAUAUUACCAUGAAGUUUUACUGGUGGACCAAGAUACAUGCAACAGUUGUAUCAAGAUGCAAUGUGCAUUUGUCAACAUUUUGGCAAUCCAGAUUAUUUUCUUACAUUCACUUGCAAUAGUCCUUGGAAUGAAAUUAAAGAAGCUUUAAAAUUCAUUCCUGGGCAAAAAGUAGAAGAUCGUCUAGAUUUACCAGUGAGGGUAUUUAAGAUGAAAUUGACUGCAUUACUUAGGUAUAAAAUAGUCAAACUUUUUGUUGAUGGUUUUGUUUAAUGUUAAAAUGGUACUUUUUCAUCUGUUUAUGAAGGAAUUGAUUGAAAUAGUAUAUUAUUUCUCUGUCCAUUAAUUUCUUUCUGCCUUUUUGUUAUUAAGUAGCACUAAGGAUUCAUGUUCUAAAUUAUGUAUUUUUCUUCUUUUAGUCAAACGAGGCUUUGAUGCUGAAUGAAUCCAUUGAGUUCCUUAAAUCACUUUAGUUGCAAGCCCAGAUUCAUGAGAUUGCACUAAAGAAGGAAACUGUGGGUAUCGUUACAACACAAUAAUAUGUUGACAAGUUUGAUAAAAGAAAGAAUGAGGAAUUGCCAAGGACACACAAGUUUAUGUUGGUGCCUGAUCUUCACCUAUUCCUAGAUGAUGGUUCUUGAUGUUUUCAAAUGUGGAGUAGGGCAAGUUGAUGCCUCUUACCGCCACCAUUUACUCUUUGGUCCCAUGUGUAUCCAAAUAAGAGUACCUUAUUUUG
Rubroshorea leprosula is the source of this 2103-nucleotide messenger RNA. Lineage: Eukaryota; Viridiplantae; Streptophyta; Magnoliopsida; Malvales; Dipterocarpaceae. The record is from the annotation of a GenBank genome assembly.